Neltuma alba is the source of this 3252-nucleotide messenger RNA. Its product is annotated as receptor protein-tyrosine kinase CEPR2-like. The transcript is spliced from 2 exons. The record is from RefSeq and is a predicted model, not a curated record. Gene Ontology annotation, biological process: protein phosphorylation. Bases 170 to 3082 code for a protein of 970 amino acids. Lineage: Eukaryota; Viridiplantae; Streptophyta; Magnoliopsida; Fabales; Fabaceae. Gene Ontology annotation, molecular function: receptor serine/threonine kinase binding; ATP binding; protein kinase activity.
UAUUCAUUAUUCAUGCAGGGAAUGGAUUUCUUGGUCACUGAGCUAUUUCGACAUUGGAGGAUGGAGACCCAUCUGCAAUAAUGGUGCGUUGAUCAUUCGCCACUGCUUAGACAUUAAUACUAUUCUUCUCUUUGCUUUGGAAGAAACUGAUCAUUUUGCUCUCUUCCUAAUGACCAAGAAACGCUUUUUCUUGUUUCGUUUCUUUACGAUUCUGUUCAUCAUUUUCCCGCCAUGUAUGCCUGUAAGCGUAGAAACAGAGGCUCUCCUUCAGUUCAAGAAGCAUUUGAAGGACCCUUUGGAUUCUUUGGCUUCCUGGACAGAUUCAGAGUCUCCCUGUGAAUUCCAUGGAGUUACUUGUGAUAGAUUUUCCGGGAAAGUCGUAGGAAUUUCGCUGGAAAACAAGUCCCUUUCCGGGGAGAUUUUCGCAUCAAUUUUUGCUCUCGAGAACCUCCGAGUUCUGUCACUCGCAUCAAAUUUUAUUUCUGGGAAGCUUCCAUUUGAAGUAAGCAACUGCAGCAACCUUAGAGUUUUGAACCUAACAGAAAAUGAUAUGGUUGGGAUUAUCCCAGACUUGUCUGUGAUGAGAAAUCUCAAAGUUCUUGACCUCUCCGCAAACUACUUUUCCGGCGAAUUCCCAAGCUGGGUCGGAAACCUGACUGGUCUCGUUUCGCUGGGGCUUGGGGAAAAUGAAUAUAUUGAGAGUGAAGUUCCUGAGACUCUUGGCAAUCUGAAGAACUUGACUUGGCUCUAUCUUGGUGGUUCUCAUUUGAGAGGAGAGAUUCCAGAAUCAGUUUAUGAAAUGAAGGCUCUGGAGACACUGGAUAUCUCGAGAAACAUGAUCUCAGGGAAACUUUCCCAGUCAAUUUGGAAGUUGGAAAAUCUUCGUAAGAUUGAGCUUUUCUCAAAUACCUUAACUGGGAAAAUCCCAGCUGAGCUGGCAAACUUGACCAAGCUUGAAGAGAUUGACAUUUCAAUGAACCAUUUAUAUGGCGAAUUGCCAGAGGUGAUCGGUACUAUGGAGAAUUUGGUUGUUUUUCAGCUCUAUGAAAACAACUUUUCGGGAGAACUUCCUGCUGGGUUUGGAGAUAUGCAACAUCUUGUUGGAUUCUCAAUCUAUCGAAACAGCUUCUCUGGGAAAAUUCCAGAAAAUUUUGGCCGAUUUUCACCACUGGAUAGCAUUGAUAUAUCGGAGAAUCAAUUUUCAGGUGAUUUUCCAAAGUUCUUGUGUGAAAACAGAAAAUUGAAAUUUUUGCUUGCUUUGCAAAAUAAUUUCUCCGGUGAAUUGCCUGAGACUUAUGUUACAUGUAAAUCAGUGGAGAGAUUCAGGGUGAGCAGGAAUCGCUUGUCUGGAAAAAUUCCAAAUGAGCUGUGGGCACUUCCAUUUGUGAAGAUAAUUGAUUUGGCUGACAAUAAUUUUGAUGGCUCUAUAUCUCCAAAAAUUGGGCUUUCCUCUAGCUUAAGCCAGUUAGUUCUAACAAAGAACAAGUUUUCGGGUAAGCUUCCUGCACAACUUGGUAAGCUGAUGAAUUUGGAGAAGCUAUAUUUGAGCAACAACAAUUUUCAUGGUGAAAUACCAGCCGAAAUUGGAGCUCUUAAGCAAUUGUCUUCUUUUCAUCUAGAAGAGAAUGUAUUAACUGGAUCAAUACCUGCGGAACUUUGUAAUUGUACAAGGCUAGUGGACUUGAAUGUUGCUCGGAAUUUUCUAACUGGCACUAUCCCUCAGUCAGUUUCACUUAUGAGCUCAUUGAACUCUCUUAAUCUAUCUGGCAACAAACUUACAGGCUCAAUCCCAGAAAGCUUAGUGUCAAUGAAAUUGAGCUCGAUUGAUUUUUCCAAAAACCAGUUGUCUGGGAGAAUUCCAAACAAUCUUCUAAUCAUUGGUGGUGAUGAAGCUUUUGUUGGAAACCCAGCACUUUGUGUUGAACAAAAUUCAAAAACUCUAGUGAAUUCCGAAUUCAACAUUUGUACAAGCAUACAUGGUCAGAAAAGGGUCUUCGCUGAUAAGGUAGUAAUUCUUUGCGUCACUGCUUCUGUCUUGGUUGUAGUGUUGGCCGUGUUGCUUGUGAGUUACGGAAGCAUCAAGCAUGAAAAAGCAGACCUGGAGAAAAACUUGCAAGAUCAAAAGGAAACAGAUUCAAAAUGGAAAAUUGCUUCUUUCCACCAAGUUGAUCUUGAUGUGAAUGAAAUAUGUAAUUUGGAUGAAGAUAAUUUGAUUGGAACUGGUGGUACUGGAAAGGUAUAUCGAGUUGACUUGAAGAAAAAUGGUUCCACGGUGGCUGUAAAACAACUAUGGAAAGGAGAUAGCGUAAAAAUUUUGGCGGCAGAGAUGGAGACUUUGGGAAAAAUCAGGCAUAGAAAUAUACUUAAGCUUUAUGCUUCUUUGUUCAAAGGAGGAUCAAACUACUUGGUGUUAGAGUUCAUGCCAAAUGGUAAUCUUUUUCAAGCUCUUCACCGACAGAUGAAGGGUGGGAAACCAGAAUUGGAUUGGUACCAGAGAUAUAAAAUUGCACUGGGCACUGCAAAAGGAAUUGCCUAUUUACAUCAUGAUUGUUCUCCACCUAUCAUUCACAGAGACAUAAAAUCUAGUAACAUUUUGCUGGAUGAGGAUUAUGAGGCGAAAAUUGCUGAUUUUGGGGUUGCCAAAUUUGCAGAAAGAACUGAUCAACAGCUGGGUUUUAGCUGUCUUGCUGGCACUCAUGGUUAUAUUGCUCCAGAGCUUGCUUACACACGCCAAGUUACUGAAAAGAGUGAUGUGUAUAGCUUUGGAGUGGUGUUGCUAGAAUUACUUACAGGAAGGGAACCCAUUGAGGAGGAUUAUGGAGAGGGGAAGGAUAUUGUAUAUUGGGCUAUGACUAAUCUGAAUGCCCGUGAAAGCGCUAUCAAGAUCCUUGAUGAUAAAAUAGCAUCUGAGUCUGUUGAAGAUGAAAUGAUUAAGGUCUUGAAGGUUGCUAUCCAGUGCACAACUAAGCUCCCUUCUUUGCGUCCUUCUAUGAGAGGUGUUGUCAAGAUGCUUAUUGAUGCUUAUUCUAGCCCUUUUCAAUCUCCUGAAAGCGAUUUUGAGAAAGAUAAGGAUUUUACCUAGUGAUCUUCUUCUCAGAUACAUAAUGUAAAUACUUGCAAUCUGUUUCUAUCAGUCAUGUUUACCAAAUUAUAGUAUGAGGACUCUGAUGAGGAUUACUUAAGGAAGGCAUUUAGUCAAAAACCAUGUUUUAAGCAUGAUUUAUAUAUCUUCCGCUGAAUGAUUGGUCAUUA